CAGGACAAGGCCGCGCUCAUCGGCGAGACCCGGCGGCGCUUCGAGGCCGAGUUCGUGGCCGAUAAAUCAGAUAAAUAUGAUACUAGAGAUGUGGAAAGACUUCAGCAAGAUGACAAAUGGGUUGAAAAUUAUCUGAUCUGGAGGCACGAUGUUGUGGACGACACGUUAAAGAUGAUUGAUGAAAGCUUUCAGUGGAGAAAAGAAUACACAGUUAAUGACUUGACAGAAUCUGUCCUUCCAAAAUGGUUAUUUGAAAGUGGUGCUAUCUUUCUACAUGGAUAUGAUAAGGAGGGCUAUAAAUUAUUUUGGUUCAGAGUGAAACUUCAUGUAAGAGAUGCUAAACAGCAACUUGAGAAAAAGAAACUGGUAGCGUUUUGGUUAGAACAUUAUGCCAAGAGAGAUCAUGGGAAGCCUUUAACAGUUGUGUUUGACAUGUCUGAAACUGGAAUCAGUCACAUAGACUUAGACUUUGUUCGAUUUAUUGUCAACUGCUUUACUGAUUAUUAUCCAAAUUUCCUCACAAAGAUAGUGAUCUUUGAAAUGCCAUGGAUAAUGAAUGCUGCUUUUAAAAUUGUAAAGGGUUGGCUUGGCCCAGAUGCAAUAAGCAUGUUAAAGUUCACAAAUAAGAAUGAAGUGCAGGACUACAUCAGUGGAGAGUAUUUGCCACCUCACAUGGGUGGAACUGAUUCUUUCAAGUAUAGUUAUCCUCCAUUGGUUGAUGAUGAUUUUCAAACUCCUUUAUGUGAAAAUGGGCCCAUUACUAGCGAAGAUGAGCAUGAAAGUAAAGAAGAGAUAGAUGCAGACACCAAGGAGGCUGGGGAUCCCAAUGAAGAACAAAAUCUUAAUCCUAAAAAGAUGAAUUCUGUAGAACAAAUUCCCAAAUCAGAGGAACAAACUGACAAAACAGAUUUCAAACCAAAAAAUGCAAAGAAAGCACUAACUACUUUUAAAGGACCUUUAUUGCAUAUCAGCCCAGCAGAAGAGCUGUAUUUUGGAUCCAAAGAAACCGGAGAGAGAAAGUGUUUGAUAGUACUGACAAACGUGACUAAAAACAUAGUGGCUUUCAAGGUGAGAACCACCGCUCCUGAAAAAUACAGAGUUAAACCCAGUAACAGCAGCUGUGAACCUGGUGCAUCCUUAGACAUAAUAGUAUCUCUUCAUGGUGGUUUUGCAGCUUCCCUGCAGGAUCGUUUCCUCAUAAUGGCAGCAGAAAUGGACCAGGGUUCUGGAGCRGGUGUGUCGGAACUGACGCAGUUUUGGAAAGAGGUCCCUAGGACCAAAGUGAUGGAACACAGGCUCAGGUGUCAUGUUUUAGAAAGUAGUAAGCCUUCUACUCUGACAUUAAAAGAAAAUGCGUUUAAUAUUCCUGCAAAAACCAAUGAAGAUCUACAUAUACAGCUAACUCAUUUACUGCAAAUUAAUAAAAGACUUCAAGAGCAGAUUGAUCGCUGCCUGUGGUUCCAGCAGGUGUUAGUGGUUUUGUCACUGCUGUCAGUUACUACUGCUGCCUUCUGCUUCUACCUGGUGUACACCCAGAGAAGCUAAAAAGCGUCGCCUUGUGCUGCCUGUGCUGCCUAUCACAGAUUGAAAAGGUGCUGCUCUCAAAUUCUGUUACUGCCAAAAAGAGAUUGGUGAGCCCACAACACUGAAUGAUGACUCAAGUUGCUGAAAGAAGAAGAAAAGAAUGGUCAACAAAAUACAUUAUUGAAACUUGACACUUUGUAAGGUGCAUGAAAAGGGGGUGUUUGAGCUGGGAACUAUUUUCACUGUACAACAAUAAAUACUGCUGAACUGGGAGGAGAGAGGAACAACCAAAUACAACAGUAUAAUUUAAUACUUCAUUGUAUUUUUUCUACUUUGUUCGGGUAUUUUAAAUACUGUAUUUAAUUUCUUUUGCCCAUACUCAUCUCUACGUCCUGAAUAGCUGUCAUAGAAGGUGCAAACAGUCUGCUUACUGUUUAUAAAAGUUAACUUGUUCAUUCAGGAAAAUAGGCAGAGAUUACAUAGUACAGGCAGCAUUUUCCUAUAACCUAGGUACAUCAAUACAGCAAGUAUAAAAAAGUUGGUAAUUACCAUUUAGAGAAUUCAGGCUCCAUUUCUUCAUAUUCCUUAUUUUUGUGCUUUUUCUGCAUACAAAAAUAUUAUAAAUAUUUUCUACCAAAUACCAUGCACCCAGCCAUAUUUACCUGGAAAACAACCCUUGUUUGAUUCCAAAGAUAUUAAUGAAAUAUUCCUGUUGAGACACUAUUUCUGCUCUAUAUGCUUUUUAUUGUUCUGUUUUUCUUUUUUUGAAAGCAACUAGUAAUCAAACUCAAAAAAAUUGGCAAUUGACUUCUGUUGAUCUAUUUAUAACUCAUAGAAAGUCUAACAUUUAAUCAAUCUUAAGAACUCCUGAGGUGUGCAAUAUACUUAAGUCAUGGAUGAAUAUAUGAAAAAGAAGCAAGUCAGUAAAAUUUAAUAUUGUUGAAAAGAAUAUGAAAGUGUUGUAUCUGCCAUUUCUCUGCAAGUAUCAUAGAAAUGGUAUAUGAAGCUAUUGAGAAUUUAUUCUAACAAGAAUUCUUUGUACUCAUUGCUGUAAAUAUGUAUAUUCAAAUGAUAAACACUUUAAAAGAGACUGGUAUCUUUCAUACAUUUAAAUUUUUCACUCUUGGUAAUGUGUAAAACUUAAAAAUAUUUUUCUUACUAGAAUUAAUUUUCACCACAAAUAGGCUUGCUUAGUCGGCUGUUUAGUUUUGAUCUGUCAGCUUUAAUAGAUGAGAGGCAAUUAUUUGCAGAAAAUAAAGGUCAUACCUUGCGCCUGUCUUCUUGCUAAGAUUCUCUCUUCAGUAUAGUGUAGAUUUAAUAUUAUUUCUAGGAAAUAAGAAGAGGCAGUUUAAAAAAAUGUGAGUAAACUAACUAAUAAAGCAACAUAGGGUUCAAUAUGAUUACUGAAAUAUUAUUUUGGAAAAGGCAGGACUACAGAACUGUGGUACACAGUCUUCUAUCUUUUCUUAAUUUGUACAUCAUUUUACCAUAUCAAUAUUUGCUUAUUUUUUCAUUCAUCUUACUUCUUGCUUUUCAUCGUUUUGUUCUCUUAACAAUUUGCAGCUCUAGUUUUUCACUGUUUACUAUGGAGCCCUUGUUUAAAUUAUUUUCCUGUGAACACAGUUCAGAUUCUGUGUUUUUAACAAGAUGAAUUGUUGUCAUGUUGUUAAGAAAGGUAUGCAGUAAUUUGUAACUUUUAGAUAACACUUGGUAACCAUGCUAUUAAGAUGCUUAUUCCUUAAUUUGUCUGGAUUGAAUAGCACUUUAUU
Messenger RNA from Nothoprocta perdicaria, 3293 nucleotides. It is a transcript of the gene MOSPD2, whose product is annotated as motile sperm domain containing 2. NCBI's taxonomy places the organism in Eukaryota, Metazoa, Chordata, Aves, Tinamiformes, Tinamidae. The transcript is spliced from 14 exons. The record is from RefSeq and is a predicted model, not a curated record. Bases 172 to 1545 code for a protein of 457 amino acids.